Molecule: messenger RNA, 2517 nt
Organism: Cladocopium goreaui
Lineage: Eukaryota; Dinophyceae; Suessiales; Symbiodiniaceae
Source: the annotation of a GenBank genome assembly
AUGGGCGCUCAUCUCACCACCGACUCCUCCCCGGCUCGGCCGGUGCUAAAAGAUAUGCAACAUUGGACGCAUGUGAAGAAUACCAAGAGGUUCUACGUCAUGAACCCCACUGCAGAGCCGUUAGACUUCAUUUGGCAACCAGAGGUGGCAACCAGUUGGGCCGGUGAUGACGAGUGCUUCAAGUGCUUGACGAAACGUGGAACCAUUUUGCCCAACAAGAAGCGCGAGGGCUUGGAAGAACCCAAGUGGUUCGAGAUGAGCUUCGAGUUUUCACCGCAGAGCAGCCACACCAAGGAGUCCUUCUGGUCCUUUGUGCUUUUGGGACCGAAGGUGGAGGAACAUUUCUUGGUGGCAGGGACAGUACAAGAGCCUCGCAUUGGUAUGGACAAGUUCGGGAACUCGGUGGGCAACCGUUUGCAGAUUCUGUUCAGCAGCACCAAACGCAAACAUCACUGCAGAGCCUGUGGCCGCGUGAUUUGUGGCAGCUGCAGUGGGAAUAAGUUGUUUCUGCCCGCCUACAACAAGGAGGAACGCGUCUGCGAUGGUUGCUUUGAUCUGCUCCAGCACGACAAGGGCCGUCCGGUGAAUGAGCAAUUCCUGGAGCUGAAACGCAUCGAGGCGUCCUUGAAGGCUGAUUUACGCGAAAAGCAGCAGCAGGAGGAAUGGUUCCGCAGCUUUCUCACGCAGGUGAGUGGUCAGAGCUGCGACGACUUGCCGCAGCUCAUUUCCCAGAGCCAGCUGCGUUGGCAGCAGACCUGUCAACGCAUGCGACAGGAGGAGUUGCAGCUGAAGGACCUUGAAGCGGCCAAUGACAGCUCCGAAACAGAGCUACGUAGCAGGGCAGCAGCAGUGGAGGCUUUGCAACGACAGGUGCAGACCAUGCAGAAGGACUUAAAGGAGCGGCCCAACCUGCAGGGUCAGUGCGACGAGCUGCAACGAAGCACCAAGAUACUGCAGCAGGAGCUGACAGGCUUACGGCAGCGGAGUUUCGCAUUGGAGGUCCUUUGUUUCCAACUUGUCCAUGCCAAGUCGCAUGGAAGGCUGCCGAAGGUCCUGCGAUGUCAUGUGAUCCGCUUGGGAUCCGCUUUGGUGCGACUGGCGUUGCUGCUGGUGGCUGCUGUUGAAGCGAGGCUGCUUCGCAUUGGCAGCGGAGCCUGCGGGCUGGCGCUGGAGGAGGACUUCCAGAAGGAAAACUUGGUUGAGAAGGGCAAGUACCUGGUGAGGUCCCUGUCGACCAAAGUGCUUGGGCAGACAGAUGCUGGACGCAAGAAGGUGUAUCCAGCCAACUUUGUGGAAGAGGAGUUGGAUGAAAUUCACUAUGCAGCUGAAGAAGAAUGUGAUGAAGAGCAAGCCUUAGCCAUGCUCAUCGAGGAAGGUGAUGAGACAGCACUUGCCAUACAAGAGUUCGAGGAUCAGAACAAGUCAAAGAAGGGCAAAGGCCCCAGAAAGUAUCAGAGUCUUGCAGAGCGCAUAGCAAGCUCUACCUGUCGCGCCUGUGGAGCACGAGGCCACUGGAAGGAUGAGUGCCCGCUGAAGGACAAGAAUGUGACUGCAGAUGCGAACGUGAUCCUCACGGAAGAGCUCUCAGGGGGUGGUGAACUUCUUGAUGAACUUCCUGGCCAUGAUCUUGCCAAUUGGCAGAACCAGAUCGGCUUCAAAGUCAGUCCGCUCUUUCUCAAGCUGACAGUCAUGACUCUUCCAAGUGCCUCGGGGACGCCAUUUCCGGGACUCCAGACAGAGAUGCUAGAUGCGAUGCUGUUCGGAGAAGUGGAUGCCUCUCUGGCCUUCGAAGAUCGACAACUACCAGAGAUCAAAAGUCGUCGCCCUCCAGGUGUGAUGACCUUGAAGGAGUGGGGUCAGUUGAAGUUCCCGGAAGGGAAGUGGCGGCACAAGUCCUUCUUUCAGGCAUACCAGGAGGACCCAAAGUACGGCAAGUUCAUGAAGGAGCGCAGGAAACUGGUGUCAGCUUGGGCACUGAGUUUUCAGGCUUACGUGGAAGCCAUGGACAGGAUGCAGGAAGAUUGCUCGAAGGCCUUCUACCAGGAGUAUGCCAGACAGUGGGCCAAAGCCGAGAUGUCCAAGAUGUAUCCGAAGGCAGAGAUCGAGAAGAGUCAAGGACCAGAGUGGGAGCUGUUGACAGGAGGGGUGACAUCGCGUCCGAUGAGCACGAUGUCAUCACCAAGUCAGAAGCGCCCCAUGGAAGAAGAGCAGUCGCAGAUGGCGAUCGAGGUGCAGCAGAAAGAGGAGAUGAUCACUCGCAUGGCGAUCUUGCAGCGCGAGAUGGACAAGAUCAAGGCCGACUUGGAGGAGCUGACCUGUCUUCAAAAGAUAUGGCCGACGCUGACCGACUCUCAGACUUUCCAGAAGUUUGGAAGUGAUCUUCUGGAGAUCUAUUGUGAAGAACAUUCUCAAAUCACAGAACAAGCUUGUAAGCUGGGAUUGAAGGCCAGAAGAUUCACUUUCAGUGAUGGAGAUCUUUCCACACCAGAAGGUCAAGCUGCGCUUUGGAAAGUUUGA